ACACAUAUAAACACAAGCCGCCGCUCUGCCGUCCCGUGUCCUCUUUGAUCUCUCUCCUUCUUCAGAGUUCUAACAGAUAAGGGAAGGUUAUCUGAAAGCCUAGCAUCUAGUUGGGAGCAGCAUGGCAUCCGCGGUGGGCGAACCCCCGAGCAUCCUGGACCGAAUGGACCGGCUGGACGCCUUGCUGGGAUAUCUAGAGAGGAGGGAGAGCCGAGCGGCGGCAGCGGCGGCCAAGAGCCCACGCGCAUCCACGACGUCCAGCGGGACGGUCACGACGAGCGAUGGCGGCAACUCGUCCGUCAACUCCUCCCCUAAGUGCUUGUCAAGAAGGUGGUGCCGCCCGGUCCACGACGUCCUGAUGGAGGUCCAGGCCAAAGGCAGCCUCAUGGACCGUGUCGACCACCUCGAGCACCGGCUUCUCAAGAUAGAGGACGAAAAGAAGAGGGAAGAGGCGGAAAGGAGCCCGAGGAGCGGCGACAAGAGCAAACAUGGGAAAGGGUUGAAGAGUCUGGUGAAGUCUUGUGUGAAGGGGAGCCUCAAGACGAAGGACUGAGCGAACCAAGUCUUCCCGAGCUUUUUCUGGAGCCGCUUCUCGUUUCAUCCGCUCGCUCACUCGCGAAUAAGCACCAUGUUUUUCCGACCUUGAGAGAGUGUUUGGGCUUUCUAUGUCGUGGUCCAAAAAUGGGAGGAAUGGAUGUCUUGCGCUCUGUGCAGGAAUCCCUUAAAAGCGUCAUGUAAGUAUAUAUAAACAACAAAUAUGUAAUAAGAAGCAGCAGUCAAGGUUUUUGUACAGUAGGGAUGGGUAGCCACGUGCUUACAAAAUCAUUACAGGACACAUGCUAAUCAAAAGAUUGUUGAUAAUAUGAUUUGGGGUAAGCAAAAUAAUUUUAAAAAAUAAUGAUUUAUAUCAUAUUCAUUUAA
Molecule: messenger RNA, 921 nt
Organism: Phoenix dactylifera (date palm)
Lineage: Eukaryota; Viridiplantae; Streptophyta; Magnoliopsida; Arecales; Arecaceae
Source: RefSeq, a predicted model, not a curated record